CUUUAGCGCCUAUAUAUUGGUGAUCGUAUCUUCUGGCUGGGGAGUUUCGUUAAGAGCUCCCGCUUUCUGUAAACGUUACCAAACAUCUCUUACUGUACUGUUUGGAAACAUAAGGAUCUUAUCUUUCAUAUUAUCGAGAAAUCAUAACAAAUGUUUAGUUACUAUAGGUUUCUAUAUGGUUAGGGUUCCCACAGCCAUAUUUCCAUGUUACGGCGCUUAUUUAUGGAAGACGGGCGUACUGGUGCUAGUUCUGUGUCUCGGAACACCGGUGUGUAAAUGGAAGACAGACGCCACAAACGUGUUGUGACUGAAAAAUACUGUCUGCUGCAACUGUGUUAAAACUGGUUAAGUAACAGAUCAGUUCUGUUAACAUCAUGGCAGAUGGCAGGAUCUACGUGGGUAACCUUCCAGCUGAUGUGCAAGAGAGGGACAUUGAGGAUAUAUUCUUCAAAUAUGGCAAAAUCAGAGACAUUGAGUUGAAGAACAACAGAGGCACUAUUCCCUUUGCCUUUGUGCGCUUUGAAGAUCCACGGGAUGCCGAGGAUGCAGUCUAUGGGAGGAAUGGUUAUGGAUUUGGAGACUGCAAGCUUCGCGUUGAGCACCCUCGCUCUGCCUCCUCUAAAUUCAACGGUUCUAUGGGUGGUAGUGGUCGAGGGAGUGGGGACGGAGGUCCCGGUGGUCCUAAAGGGAGGUUUGGGCCUCCUACUCGGAGAUCGGAGUUCAGAGUUAUUGUGACUGGCCUGCCUCCGACUGGGAGCUGGCAAGACUUGAAAGAUCACAUGAGGGAGGCUGGAGAUGUUUGUUUCACAGAUGUUCAGCGGGAUGGUGAAGGGGUGGUGGAGUUUCUGCGCAGAGAGGACAUGGAGUAUGCCAUGCGGCGCCUGGACAGGACAGAGUUCAGAUCACACCAGGGGGAGACUUCAUCUAUCCGAGUCCAUGGAGAGAUGGGGGGCAGCAGAGGACGCUCGCGGUCCCGUUCCAGAUCCAGGGGACGGUACUCACCCGCUUAUCAAGGUCGUGGCUCUCCACCCCCUCGUUAUCAGUCGCCCCCUGCUCGUAGAUUGUCUCGCCAUAGCCCCCCUCCACGUCGCCCCUCUGCAGCACACCGUAGCCCAUCAAGCCGCAGCCCACCCCCUCGUCACUACCGAUAGUCUACCUACAGGAGGGCGCCAAGACUGGCGAUUACUUUAUUUUGUGUUGCUUGUUAAGUAUGUCAUGUGCAUUCCACUAUGAGGACUGUCUCCAGAGGACUUUUUAAAUGGUGUAGACAGAGCGGAUGGGUAGAUCUGCAUUUGCAUCACAUUCUCAUUGAUUCAUUCUCAGACCUAGGAUAUGGCUGGUUAAGGAUAUUUGUGAAGGAAACUGCAUACUAGAGGAAUACAACAUAAUACAGCUCUUUAAUGUAGUUUAUUUUGUAUUUUUAUCAUGUUUCUGUAAGAGCCUGUCUAGCCUGCCCUGCCUUGUAGAUGGUUGCCUCGCAAGUGUUCUCAAUUUUGUUCCUCUUUUUUAUUUUACGUGAGAAUGAAAUUAUUUCUUUCUCCUGCCCCGUUCUCAAAAUAAUCUUUGUAAAAAGUGUUAUUUUUUUCAAAUAAAGUGAGGACUCUUAGUA
This is a messenger RNA of Oncorhynchus kisutch (coho salmon), 1609 nucleotides long. Its product is annotated as serine/arginine-rich splicing factor 9-like. Gene Ontology annotation, cellular component: cytoplasm; nucleus. The record is from RefSeq and is a predicted model, not a curated record. The transcript has 5 exons. The coding region runs from base 375 to 1151 and encodes 258 amino acids. Lineage: Eukaryota; Metazoa; Chordata; Actinopteri; Salmoniformes; Salmonidae. Gene Ontology annotation, molecular function: mRNA binding.